AACAAACUGAACUAGAUGACUACAGUGAAGAGACCUUCCAGGAUGAUAUAAAUGACAUCUCAGAUAUUAAUGCAAACGAUUCUUUUGACCAAGUUUCUGAAUCAUCGUCUAAAAUAGUUAAAAAUUUUGAAAAACCUGUUUGUCGGAAAUGUAGAACAGUAUAUGAAAAUACUACUAGA
Molecule: messenger RNA, 179 nt
Organism: Cetraspora pellucida
Lineage: Eukaryota; Fungi; Glomeromycota; Glomeromycetes; Diversisporales; Gigasporaceae
Source: the annotation of a GenBank genome assembly